Molecule: messenger RNA, 3496 nt
Organism: Syngnathoides biaculeatus (alligator pipefish)
Lineage: Eukaryota; Metazoa; Chordata; Actinopteri; Syngnathiformes; Syngnathidae
Product: mucin-2-like
Exons: 3
Coding region: 710-2635 (641 amino acids)
Source: RefSeq, a predicted model, not a curated record
GGAUGACCGCGGCCGUAUAUUGUGAGAUUAUGGGGAACAAGCUCUUUCCCUCAGUCAGAGCACUGAAGAUGGGUCGUGGCCCGGCCUUUCAACAUGACAAUGACCCGAAGCACACAGCCAGGAAAACCAAGGAGUGGCUCCGUAAGAAGCAUAUCAAGGUUCUGGCAUGGCCUAGCCAAUCCCCAGACCUAAAUCCAAUAAAAAAUCUUUGGAGGGAGCUGAAACUCUGUGUUUCUCAGCGACAGGCCAGAAACCUGUCUGAUGUCGAGAAGAUCUGUCUGUAGGAGUGGGGCCGAAAUCCCUCCUGCAGUGUGUGCAAACCUGGUGAACAAGUACAGGAAAUGUUUGACCUCUGUCAUUGCAAACAAAGGCUACUGUACCAAAUAUUAACAUUAGUUUUGUCAGAUGUUCAAAUAUUUAUUUGCAGCUGUAUCACACAAAUAAAUCCUUAAAAAAAAUCAUACAUUGUGAUUUCUGGAUUUUUCGUUUUAUAUUUUCUCUGUUACAGUGGACAUGCCCCUACGAUCAAAAUUUCAGACCCCUCCAUGAUUUCUAAGUGGGAGAAGUUGCAAUAUAGCAGGGUGUUCAAAUACUUAAUUUCUUCACUGUAAUGCAUAUCCUGCUUGCAGGUUUCCAAGAGGUGGAUUUUUAUUUCUAGUAGUAUUUAAUCGCUUGAAUAAUUUAUCAAUACAAUGUCGGGGGAAAAAAGAUGUUCUUAAGUGCUUCUCCGCACGGCUGGGUCCCCUCCUCCAUCUGGCUACCAAUGACCCACCCGCGUAGAUGUAAAAGCAUCCGACCUUGCUUAGGAUGCUCGGAUUUCCAAUUACGCAGGGCUACCAUGAACGUCUCGAGGUGCUUGCUGGCCCUUUUUGUUGUGGCGCGGCGGGCCGAGUCGCACUGCUCGCCCACGUCUUACUCCAAAAACUGCUGGGUCCGGAGCUUCCCGGGAGCCCUCGUGGACACGGAGGCGUCCGAGAAGCGAGGGGCCCUGCUGCUGAGGACUUACCGGGAGGAGAGCGCGAUGACGUGCAGCCAAAGUUGCUGCUUGAGCCUAAAUGCAUCUUGUAACGUGGCCGUGUUUCGCUACGACGCCUCGCAAGACAACUGCUGCCACCUGCACUGUCCAACUUUGGAGAGCUGCGUCGUAAACCACAGCACCAACGGCGUCCUCUACAACAUCACCCACGGUGUGGAUCCAGACCUGUUGGUGUUCAGGAAACACCUGACCUCCCACGUCCGCGUGGCUCGCUUCAACGCCUCUGAACCGCUUCUCUUGGACAAGCGACAAUUCUUCCAUCCGCCGCCACCUGCUGCCACCGUUAAACCAACCACCUCCAACACCACCGGCACUCAGGGAACCACCAGGAGACGCUCAACGGUCGCUCUGAAACGUCCCCCAUCAGCCAUCAGCACAUUCCAGACAACCGUAGCUCCUCGAUCCACCCACACCACCCCCUUUGGUCUUCAACGUGUUGCAACACCUCCUACUUUACCGUCCACAACCACGACCGACCGUCCUCAGACAUCCUCUACAUCCACAAGCGAUCUGAGGACCCAAACUUUGAUUAAAGAGCAAGACACCAAUGAUCUCAGCACACAAACAUGGGUUGAAAAGCAAGAAACUAAUUAUCUGAGCGCCCAGUUGUCCGUUAAACAGCAUGUCACAGGAAACUCAAGAAGCGAGUCCUCUGUUGAAGAUCGAAACAUAAAUGAUCCCAGCACACGAUCGUCAGUUAAAGGACCUGACGCCAACAAUCCGAGGACUCUGGUAUCAGUUGAAAAGCUCAACACAAAUGAUCCGAGCAAGCAAUCGUUGGUUAAAGAGCGAGACACUGAGGAUCCGAGCACCCAAUCAUCUGUUAAAGUGCGAGACGUCAAUGACGUGAGCACCCAAACGUGGUUUAAAGAGCGAGAUACCAAAGACCUGAGCACCCAGAUCUUGGUUCAAGACCGAUACAAAAACGAUCCAAGCACCCAACCCUUAGCGAAAGAGAGACAUGCAAAGGAUCUGAGCACUGAAUUGCCUGUUAAAGAGCACAACACUAACAAUCCGAGCACCAAAACGUGGUUUAAAAAGCGACACACUAACAAUCUGAGCACCCAAGCAUCGGUUCAAGCGCCAAACACAAAUGAUCAGAGCACCCAAUCGUCGGUUGAAAAGCAAGAGAAACGUGAUCCAAGUACCCGAACAUCAGUUCAAGAGCGAGACACCAACAAUCCGAGCACCCAAACAUCAGUUAAAAUGCAAAACACAAAUUAUCAGAGCACCCAAAUGUCGGUUAAAGAGCAGACCAAAAAUGACCAAAGUACAACAGAGCAGGGCACUAACGAUCCGAGUACCCAGACGUCACUUGAAGAGCGAGACUCUCACAAUUUGAGGACCCAGACGUCGCCUAAGGAUCGAAGUUCAACCCCUGGCGGAGAAGACACCUCGGCGGAUUUAAGACCCGGAUAUCACGGCCUGCCGGUGGCGCUGGUCACCUGUGCUGCGGUAUCGCUGGGAUGUUCCGUUUGGAUCUUGGCAAGCUGGAGAAUGAAGAGGAGGAGGAGGAGGAUGGAAUGCGACCAGGCGUCUGCGAAAAGACGUACCGUGCAUCAGUUCAAGUACGAGCUGGUUGGGGAAGGCAACAACUGACUGAAGGCUUUGAAGGCGGUUCUGAUCUGGAACUUUUCAAAGUUUUAGGGCCCCUUACCAGGGAGACAUUUUUCGAAUGGAAUAAUCACGACAAACUAGCAUGCAUUUUCUCUGCUGUUUUUUAUGACUGCUGCUACACGCAGCUGGUAACUGUUAGUGGACUCAUAGAUGGCGAGACUGGCUUUGGGUCGGGUCCGUCAAGAUUUCUGCACGGCCUUGCUUGCUCGACAACGGUGGAUUUGUCCAAGAACUCAGCGCCACGCUUGUUGUUGUUAGUCCCCGCAUUGGGUUACUUAAAGCAAAGUUGACUGUUUAUUGAACACAGCGGCGCAUCUUUCAGCCAGCACAGCGCCUAUGAACGAACGCAUUUUCUAGGUGCAGACAUCUUUUGAACGUAAUUUUAAUUUCACAAAAAAAAUUAAUGCUAUUGCUACAACAGCUCUGUUAUAGAGCUUGUGCACGUGACGUCACCAUUUUCACGCCGCCAUAUUGCCGGUCAAAUAGAGCUGCUCGACAUUGAACCGGAGAAGAAUAUUCACAAUGCCCGAGACUUGUUCUGCUGUUGGUUGUUACAACAGACGAGGCAGAUAUUCAAAGGGAUCAUUCCAUGGAAUACCAGCUGAAAAUAUCAGAAAAGAUCGAUGGAUUUCGGCAAUUAAACGUGAUGGAUGGUGCCCAACCAAAUACACAUGACCGUGUAGCGAUCACUUCAUUUCAGGUAGGAAUUAUUCUUCUCAAUGUCAAAUUUCCAAGAAGUAUUUACAAUGCCAAGUUGGCUCAUUUGAGAACAAUGGAUUAAAAAAAAAAUGACAGGGCGUCAACUACAACGUACACGAAGCCUGUUGCGACCACAAGUUAAUC